This is a messenger RNA of Caenorhabditis angaria, 1915 nucleotides long. The record is from the annotation of a GenBank genome assembly. Lineage: Eukaryota; Metazoa; Nematoda; Chromadorea; Rhabditida; Rhabditidae.
AUGUUUUUAUAUUUAUCUCUACUAAUUUUAAUCAAUUUCACAUUUCAACAAGAUGUUCUACUUCAAUCAAAAUUUGGAUGGAUUCGAGGAUUACGACAAUUUGAUAAUGUUGAUUCAUUUCAUGGUUUGAGAUAUGCUAAUCAACCGGAUCGACUUGUCAAAUCAAAAGUGAUCAAUCGAUGGGAAGGAAUUGUAAAUGCAACUGAUUAUGGUCCAAAAUGUAUAAAAGCUAGAAGACCAGAACAUCCUGAUAGAUAUAGUGAAGAUUGUCUUCUCAUGAAUAUAUUUACACCAGCUGAUAGAGAUGUUUGUUGAUUCUUUCGUAUAUUAACUUUUUUCAACAAUUUUAUUUCCAGAAAAAUAGUUCAAAACUUCCAGUGGCCGUUUUUAUUUAUGGUGGGGGUUUUGAAAAAGGAAGUGUUGAUGAAAAACAAGCAAAUGGAUUUAUGACAAGAUUUGUGAAACGGGGAAUUGUUGUUGUAACAUUUCAAUAUCGAGUUGGAGCACUUGGAUUUUUAACAUUAGGUUGUAAUUCAACAGUUCUUCAAUGUAAUCUCGGAUUAUGGGAUCAUUACACAGCAUUUCAAUUUAUUAAUCAGACAAUUGAAUCAUUUGGAGGAAAUCCAAAAAAUAUGACAUUAUGGGGACAUAGUGCAGGAUCUGUAGCUGUUAGUAUUCAUUCACAUUCACCACUAACUUCAAAGUUUUUCAUAAAUUAUAUUGAAUUAAGUGGAUCAUCGUUCACUCUUGGAUCUGAUAAUCGGGAUAAUUAUCCAUUAUCUGUUGAGUAAGGUUUUUUAUUUUCUGGGAAAACAACUAACAUAUUUGUUUCCAGAAUAAUUCGAGAUCUCAACUGUAAUUUAACAAAUAUCGUAACAUGUAUCAAAGAUAAAACACUUGAUGAAUUAUAUACAGCUCAAGUUGGUAGACAUGUUUGGCCUGCUUUCGGAGAUGAAAUUAUGCCAAAACAUCCAGUGUUUUUAUCAAAUGAAACAAAGGGCCAAAAUCUUUUCACGGGUCUUCAAACUUUAGAAGCUCUUUACUUCAGUAAGAAUUUCUUGAAUUUUUUUGGAAAAUUAUUUUAAAUUUUAGCUUAUCUUGAUUCUGAUCCUGCUGAAUUCAAAAAUGUUGAUAGAGAUACAGUAAUCGAAUAUAUCAAUUCUUCUUUUGCUAGGUAUUAUGGAUUAGAUUCUGUGACCGCAUUUGCUGAUCUUGUUGAAUAUUUUAUUCCGCCUGGACAAACUUCUGAUAAUGAUUAUGUAUAUUAUAUGAGACAAAAAACAAAGGUACAAUUAUUUCCAACAAUUCGAAGGUAAAUUCAAACAAUUACAGAUUCAAUCCAAUGCAAUGUUCGAUAUCGCAGUUCUACGAGAAAUCAUACAAAAACUCGAAUUCUCUCCAAACAUAUAUGUUUACCAUUUUGAACAUUUCAGUAAAAAUCAGUUUGCUAAAGAUUUUCCACUGAAAUCGAGUUAUCAUUGUAAUGAGUUUCCGUUUGUUUGGGGAACUUAUGAAGAUGUCGAAUUCGAAUUGGACGAAGAUGAUCAUAUUGUUGGGAGAUUCAUGGUUGAAGCUCUUGUACAAUUUAUUAUUACGGGAAAUCCAUCAACAAAUAAUUUUAGUUGGCCAGUUACAAAUAAUGAUUUGAGGCAUGUUAGAAUAACUCCAAAUGUUACAAUCCAAUAUGGUAAGAAAAUUUCAGAAUUGUAUUCAGAAAAAUAAAACAAAAAUUGCAGAUCUUUUCAAAGAUGACUUCACGUUUUGGGACAAAAUGGUGCGCAUUUUCAAUUUUGACGCAAUUACAGGUCUAAAGUAUAACAAACCUACUCCUUCAAGUUCAAAUAAUUUAAAUAAUAAGUACAUAAUAUUAAUUACAAUAAUAAUCUCAUUAACUUCAAUAAAAUCAUUUUAUUAA